Molecule: messenger RNA, 4423 nt
Organism: Epinephelus moara (kelp grouper)
Lineage: Eukaryota; Metazoa; Chordata; Actinopteri; Perciformes; Serranidae
Gene: kcnk3a
Product: potassium channel, subfamily K, member 3a
Exons: 2
Coding region: 5-1207 (400 amino acids)
Biological process (GO): potassium ion transmembrane transport; stabilization of membrane potential
Cellular component (GO): membrane
Molecular function (GO): potassium ion leak channel activity; open rectifier potassium channel activity
Source: RefSeq, a predicted model, not a curated record
CACCAUGAAGAGGCAAAACGUGAGGACCCUCGCCCUCAUCAUCUGCACCUUCACCUACCUGAUCGUCGGCGCCGCGAUCUUCGACGCGCUGGAGUCCCAGAAGGAGACGACCCAGAGGAAGGAGCUGGACCUGAGGAAAGCGGAGCUGCUCAGGAACUUCAACCUGUCCGCGGAGGACUUUGGCGAGCUGGAGAAGGUGGUGCUGGAGCUCAAGCCGCACAAAGCCGGGGUGCAGUGGAAAUUCGCCGGCUCCUUUUACUUCGCCAUCACUGUGAUCACCACCAUAGGAUACGGCCAUGCAGCCCCCAGCACAGAUGGAGGGAAGGUGUUCUGCAUGCUUUACGCCCUCCUGGGCAUCCCUCUCACCUUGGUCAUGUUCCAGAGCGUGGGCGAGCGGAUCAACACCUUCGUCAGGUACCUGCUCCACCGCCUGAAGAAGUGCCUUGGCAUGAGGCGCACCGAGGUCUCCAUGGUCAACAUGGUGACAAUCGGCUUCAUAUCCUGCAUGAGCACGCUGUGCGUCGGGGCGCUGGCCUUCUCGCACUUUGAGGGGUGGAGCUUCUUUCACGCUUACUACUACUGCUUCAUCACGCUCACCACCAUCGGCUUCGGGGACUAUGUGGCGCUGCAGAAUGAGCAGGCCCUCCAAACCCAGCCGGAGUACGUGGCCUUCAGCUUCAUCUACAUCCUGACGGGCCUGGCUGUGAUCGGAGCCUUCCUCAACUUGGCGGUGCUGCGGUUCAUGACCAUGAACGCCGAGGAUGAGAAGCGGGAUGCUGAGCAGAGGGCGCUCCUCGCUCAUAACGGUCAGGCGGGUGGACACAUCCACUGUUCUGUAGACCCCGCUUCCACCUCCUCCACGCCGUCUGGGUGCGGCGGAGGAAGCGCAGUAGGAGGCAGUGGUGGAGGGGCGGCGAGUCGGGGUCUACGUAACGUUUAUGCUGAAGUGCUCCACUUCCAAUCCAUGUGCUCCUGCCUUUGGUACAAGAGUAGAGAGAAGCUGCAAUACUCCAUACCCAUGAUCAUCCCACGUGACCUCUCCACCUCGGACACGUACAUGGAGCAGGGAGAGGCUUUUACCAACCCCCUGCACUCUAACGGCUGUGUGUGCACCCUGCAACGCCACUCGGGAAUCAGCUCAGUUUCCACGGGUCUGCACAGCAUCAACACCUACAGAAGACUCAAUAAACGCAGGAGCUCCAUCUAAACUCGAAGAACUCAAUACUUUAAGGUCAAGUCCACACAGGAGGAACCUUCUACUGUGGUACGGGAUUAGCUGAGGACAGCAGGGGGACACAACUCCAGUCCUAAAGACACGCAGCACUCCUGAUGUUGGCUUCUCUCUGGCAGCCUCCAGACUCCAUGUAUUUAACUUCCAUUAGCAAAGCACAAACCAUUUAGGACUAACAUCGUUACUGAUGUCACUGAGAAGUAAUGCUAAUGGUUGUUUAAGAAGCAUUCGUUACACAAACUCUGGAAUUGUUGCUGUUAGAAGACAGGGAGAAAGAAACACGUGCAGCUCUCUCUGUACAUCUGAAUUCUUAUAUUAAAUAUCACAAUAUUGAAUUCAGUUAUUUUCUUUGUUAAUAAGACAGAAUUUCAUGUUUUAAUAUGAAAAGGGACAGAGUACACUGUGAGACACGUUUUUAAGAAGGAUUGUACAUAAUGCCCCGCUUAGAAGAAAUAUUUUAUUGUGUAAUCUUAAAUCCACCUUUACCAAAAAAAGACUCUCCAAAAGGACUCUUUGGUUGUAUUAUACUCACUGCAGUGAAACUAAAAAGGUGUAUAUAUUUGGACACUUCUCUCGUAGGUGUGUUUGAGGAAAAGCUUAUUUUUUCAGUGAAAGAUUUAAAACAAAAAUGAUUCUCCGUGUCUUAUCCUGUGUGUCUGUAACUGAAGUUCAGGUUCAAGCCACUCUCUCUGUUUUCAUCUGUUUGUUUGUUUUUCUUCCAUGAGAAAACUCAUGUCGAUGGCAUUUAAAUGACGAUGGAGAAUGAUCGGGCAGGUUUGGCUUAAACGUCUUUCUGAAUGACGGGACACCUGUAGCUGUCGUGGGGAUAAAACCCAUGACGGUGCCUCUAACCACUAGGGGUGUACAUCACUAGUUUCAUCACGAUACAAUGUUAUAUCGAUUCUUUGGACAACAAUACGAUAUUUGCUGAUUUUACAACGUCUUAUGAUUUCGAUUCAGUUAAGUUCAGACAAUAUCAUCUGCCCAUUUAACACAAUUGGUCACCGAAGAGGCUGCUACUUAUUACUUUGCUUUUGGCCAUGAAAGAUAAAAACAACACCUACAGCUAUAGGUAUAGCUAUCACAAUUAAGUGCAGUAAAGUUUACUUGGAAGUGGCUCCACUAACACACAUAAAACAGCUCAUGGGAUAAGUUAACCUUCAGGGCUUUCUGCCAAAAAUCGUUUCACUUUGACCCAAAUGCUAACCUUUUUCCUAAAACCUCAAGACUAUCUGUCUUAAAGCACUGAAGACAAACUUCUCCCAACAGCCAUAAAACAUGGAUUAAAAACAAAAUAAUUUUCCAGUGUGUGAGUUUCAGGGGGAUUUAGUGGCAUCUAGUGGUGAGUAUUGCAGAUUGCAACCAGCUGAAACGUCUCCCGGUUAGGAUUCCUUCAGUGUUCAUUGUUCAGGUUUUUUUUUUACUGGGCACCAAAUUACCCACAGAGGUCUCCUCCUCUCCGGAACAAACGGACCAGUUGAAUAAAACCAGUAAGAACACUGAAUAAAUCAGUUUCACAAUAGAAAUCAGUCUGUCUCCUAGCUGCUAGCCGCUAACCCAGCACCUGCUAAUGUGUGCUCACCUUUUUUCUCUGAUAGCUUAAGGUCCAGAUGUCCAGGAGUUUUUUUUUCAGGAGCUGAAUUAUCCACAGAGGUCUCUUGCUCUCUAAAACAAACAGACCAGGUGAUUUCAACCAGUAAAAACACAGAAUAAAGCAGUGUUACGUUAAAAAUAAGUGUUUUUCCAUUGCUGUUUGGCUCAUAGCGUAGGGGCUGCUAACUACGAUUGCUAAUGUGAAAACACAAAAACCAGAAAUCUUGAAAAAUAUGAAUGACGCUAUCUAAAGCCAGUGUUUGGUUUGUCCAUUUUGGGCUUCUGUAGAAACAUGGCAGUGCAACAUGGUGAUCUUCGUAGACCCACUCCUUAUGUAGUUCAUUUUAAGGUAACAAAAACACAAUGAUUUUUAUUUUCCGGUGAUUUUACACAAAGGAAAACGUAUCCAUUUCUGCCAAUAUAUCCCUCUAAAUAACACACACUGGACCAUUAAUAGAAUUCACAAAAGUAUAAAUUUGUUAGUCACCAUUAUUAGCUUAAGCACUUUCACACUGCAGAAAUUAGCCUAGCGACUAGCAGAGUUUUCCUCUGUUCAUAGCCUAACUAAUUACAUGUAUUAUUUAUACUUUUUCUUACUCACCAUUGUGAGUACCGUGUUCUGUCAUCUCCUGACAGAACAGCACGUUUGAAUCUCAGCCUGCAUGUGUGUUUUUUCAGAUUUACAUUGUUAAAACGGAGCAGCUAAUGUUGCCGUAGCGAGAAGUUAGCAGAGUGAUACACUGUCCAGGCAGGUACGACUGAUUUAUUCCCGAGUAAAUAACAUUAUCCUCAUCUUUUCUUCAUGGUUGCUUGUCAGUAUCAGCCUGGUGCUGUUUGACGGUGACACAGAAUUUCAAAGUAAAGGCGUAUCAUAAAGAUGACGAUAUUGGAUCGUUGAACACUGAAUCGAUAUAUCAAGAUCAAUGGAUGGUUACACCCCUACUAACCACUAGGCCUCCCUGCCGACCCUUUCAGACCUCAUCACUAUGAAUUUCUUUUCAUAGUUUCUUCCUGUGCAUCAGACUAUCUUAUCAUCAUAUGUUUUCAUAUAGCACAACUAUAUUCUGAUAGUUUAACUCAGAGCAUGUGAGCUCACUUUGUGCAUAGUAGAGAGUCUUAUCUUAUUCACUGCCGCACCAGAAGGCUGGUGUGUGUGUGUGUGUGUGUGUGUGUGUGUGUGUGUGUGUGUGUGUGUGUGUGUGUGUGUGCUUCAGGGCGCUGGAAUUCAGUGCACUAUUUUAUUUGAUUUUUUAAUUUAAUGGAAUCACAUUGUGUUUUGUUAUGUAAAUGAGACGCCCUGAAUAAUUCUCUCUUGUGUUAUACGUCUGAGAUGUUUGACUCUGUGUUAUUAAUGAUUGAGAAUAAUAGCAGUACACCUCACUAAUAAAUGGCCUCAGAGUUUGCACCUCAUGCACUUAGGGGGUCUUUGCUCCAGCCCCACCUAAACACACUUGAUUCAGCCAACUGAGGUCUUUAUGCAGUGUUUAUUUUUUUUGUUCUUACAUAAUCCUUAUCUUAUUUUUUUGUAGUUUUACUUGACAAUGUCUCAAUAUUUUAGUCAUAUCACUUUUGGUCACAAUUUCAUCUUUUCUUUUUCUA